This is a messenger RNA of Acanthoscelides obtectus, 1734 nucleotides long. Lineage: Eukaryota; Metazoa; Arthropoda; Insecta; Coleoptera; Chrysomelidae. The record is from the annotation of a GenBank genome assembly.
AUGUUCCAAUGUCUAAAGUGCGAAAGGACCUUCACGGCGAGAAAAAAUUUGUUGAAGCACGGUAGAGAGCGGUGCAGCCAAGAUGGUGAGCCAGCAUCGAAGCGCAUCUGUCUUCGAGAUGGAAUAGCAUCCUUUAACCAGGAAGGUGGUACCUCCAGCAUUCCCCAAUCCCCAAGUCUAGAGGACAGUAAUGCAUCCUCUUCGCGCCGCACUGCAGACAAGUUGCAAUGUUUUCGAUGUCAGCAUACCUUCUCAGCACGCCAUAAUUUACUGCGACAUCUUAGAGAGGUCUGCAUAAGCGAGAAAAGACCUUCCAAGCAACAACGUAUGGAGGGUGAGAUUACUAACAAUGAGCCAACUAUUGCAGAUUUCAUCACCCAGACAGCCGCAGGUGUCAACAUUAGACGAGUGAACCCUGCAACACCCCCCGUCGCAGUGCCUGGAACCAGUCGAAUGAGUCCUACACCAUCCGACGUCGUAGUGCCGGGCGCAAGUCGAGAGAGUUCAACCACCGGCAACGAUUCACAAGCGAGUGCGGGUAGCAGGACAAUUCGCUGUGAGAGUUGCAGCUGUGAGGUAUCGAGGAAUGCACAUGCGGCACAUCUGAAAAGCAUUAAACAUAAGGCACAUCUAUGGAGAGCUUUACAAAAUAAUGUGUCAGUAUGUCGAAGUGCAUUCCGAGGUAGUAAAAUCGAACAAAAAUCGAAAGACUUUGCAGAAAAAGACUCAGGGUGGGUGUUGGAAAACAUUUUAUAUUUAGAAAUUAAUAUUAAUAAAUAUAAUCCGUUGAGGACAGCAGCAUAUUUGCCGCUUCCUAAGGAAAUCACGAACAAAAAAGCUGUACUCAACAUACGUAACACGGAUGAGUACUGCUUUGCAUGGUCGAUUGUAGCUGGUAUGAUAAAACCAAAGGGUCGAGCGUCACUAACAACGUCAUAUCCACAUUUUUCGAACAUUCCUGGUUUAAACUUUGCAGGAAUGGACUUUCCAGUUGCUCUCAAGUCAAUAUCAGAAUUUGAAAGAUUGAAUAAUAUGUCAAUUAACGUUUAUGGAAUAGAAAAGGAAUUCAUUGAUGGAAAGUCUAAAUAUCAGGUGGUAGGACCGUUACAUUACACGGCGCAAAAACAACCCACUCAUCUGAACUUAUUACUUAUUGAUGAUUCAGAAGUUAAGCUGCCCCAACUGGAAACCAGAGUUGAUCGCCUUGGAAACACGGUAAUGGAUAAUGUGCUGAAAUUUGAACAGCAUCACAAACAAUUAAGACUACCGUUUUGCGUUUAUGCGGACUUUGAAUGCAUCCUAGCUCCGAUAAACAAUCACUCAAGUGCUUCAGAGGAUAUGCGAUUUGUCGAUUCAUAUCAGUUUCUAUCGUCAAAAUUAGAAACCUUGGCAUCCUUUUUAAGCGCAGAACAAUGUCGGACGGUACGAAAAGUCUUUCCUGAGGACGAAAAGUUCUCCUACAUGAGAUGCAAAGGUUUGAUAAAUACGAUGAAACAUGUUUACCAUCCCAACAAGACUUUUAGGAUCAAAUACGUGAUGAACACAUUUCUGACGAGGAUUAUGAGCGAGCACGUCAUGUCUGGGAAAGAUUUGUGCUUAAAAACGUACAAGCUUGAUCCAGCUCACUAUUUUACGGCCCCCGGUUUGAGUUGGGAUGCGAUGCUACGAUACAGCAAAGUAGAGUUACAGCUGCUUACAGAUGUUGAUAUGAGUCAGUACAUGUACCUCACGUAA